AUGGAGUAUCUUAGCAGACACCUAACUGAUCCCAGUUCAAAGAAAGAAUUUAAACAUCACCCAAAAUGUUCAAAGCUGAAAAUUACACAUCUCAGUUGUGCGGAUGAUUUACUUCUUUUUUCUAGAGGUGAUCCUAAAGCAGUGGGGCUUCUACAUGAUAGAUUUGUACUCUUCACCAAAACUUCAGGGCUUCAAGCCAAAAUGGCAAAGAGUGGUGCUUAUUUUGGAGAUGUAGAUACUUCUAUCAGGACAAUAAUCUUACAACAGUUAGGUUAUUCUCAGGGCGAUCUACCAUUUAGAUAUUUGGGGAUUCCAUUGGCAUCCAAGCAACUAUCUCUAGUUCAAUGGCAACCUUUAAUUGAAAAAAUUGUUUCAAAGUUUUCCUCUUGGACAGCCAAAACUUUAUCUUAUGCAGCUAAGGUGCUCAAAACCAUCGAAGCCUACUGUCGAAGUUAUAUUUGGUCUGGGGCUAAUGUGAUCACUAAAAGAGCCCUAAUGUCAUGGGAAAGAAUGCGUCUACAACUGGCUGCUGGGGAUUCAAGCUCACUAAUCCCAAACUCUGAAAUAAGGCUGCCAUUGCUAAAGUCUGCGUGA
Messenger RNA from Lycium barbarum (goji berry), 594 nucleotides. RefSeq lists its product as uncharacterized. The record is from RefSeq and is a predicted model, not a curated record. The transcript has 2 exons. NCBI's taxonomy places the organism in Eukaryota, Viridiplantae, Streptophyta, Magnoliopsida, Solanales, Solanaceae. Bases 1 to 594 code for a protein of 197 amino acids.